This is a messenger RNA of Anolis carolinensis (green anole), 3253 nucleotides long. RefSeq lists its product as uncharacterized. NCBI's taxonomy places the organism in Eukaryota, Metazoa, Chordata, Lepidosauria, Squamata, Anolidae. The record is from RefSeq and is a predicted model, not a curated record. The transcript has a single exon. The coding region runs from base 706 to 3246 and encodes 846 amino acids.
CCAUACAUCAAGGGAACUACUGACCGCAUAGGGAAGCUGAUGAAGAAGCACAACCUACAAACUAUCUACAGACCCACGAAGAAAAUCCAACAAAUGCUACGGUCAGCGAAGGACAAGAGGGAUCCUCUCUCUUCUGCAGGAGUCUACCGGAUACCAUGCAGCUGUGGACAAGUCUACAUAGGGACCACCAAACGCAGCGCCCAAACAAGAGUCAAAGAACAUGAAAGGCACUGCAGACUAAUUCAACCAGAGAAAUCAGCCAUAGCAGAGCAUUUGAUGAACCAGCCUGGACACAGAAUACUAUUUGAGAACACAAAAAUGCUGGACCAUUCUAACAACUAUCAUGUCAGACUACACAGAGAAGCCAUUGAAAUCCACAAGCAUGUGGACAACUUCAACAGAAAGGAAGAAACCAUGAAAAUGAACAAAAUCUGGCUACCAGUAUUACAAAACUCAAAAAUCAGAACAGUAAAUAAAAAGCAAUACUCGAAAAACAGAGGGUUUCCAGACAUGAAUCAACCAAGGGCAGUUAACGACUCUAAACAAAGGAUGCCCCAGAGGCAGGAAGAAGACAGCAGAUAAGCUUUUCAAUGCUAAUUUAAGUGAUUAACUACACAUUCACACUGACCUCUCUCACCCUAGACUUUCCACAGAUAUAUAUUAACCUCUUUGCUUAGUUUUCUCCAUACCUCACAACCUCUGAGGAUGCCUGCCAUAGAUGUGGGCGAAACGUCAGGAGAGAAUGCUUCUGGAACAUGGCCACACAGCCCGAAAGACAUACAACAACCCUGUGAUCCCGGCCAUGAAAGCCUUCGACAACACAUUGAACAUCUCUACGGGGAGAAAUUGUUCCAAGACACACGGAGAUUGGAAAAACUAAGGACCAGGAAAGCACAUCUGCUGUGCUCCCUGACCUUCCUUCUACGCUGCAGAGACACAGAUACCAUCCCACAAUUUCUUGCAGCCAAAAGGACCUUCAAAACACCACAGGCUCAUCGCAUUUACAACCGCCUGGAACGCAACCUCUUGAGAGAGAGAAUCCACACCAUCCGUAAAGAACUCGCAAACACAGACAAAGAACUGCUGCACCUCCACAUCAACAUCAGCCAAAAGAUGAAUACCCAGGACUGGGAUAAAAUAGACAGCCUUACCUACAAGAAAAUGGAGAAAGACAUGGUUCUCCACACCAAGAGACAAAAACAAAAAUUUGACAAAUGCCGUAAGCAACAGCCAAAGCCAGAACUGGAUAAAUCACGGACCAUCAUCAACCUGACAGACAGACAACUCACUGAAGACCAAGUAUCCAUUCUAGAAAAAGGAGGAAAUUUUGCAGUCACCACCACCAGGAUCCCAGUAGAAAACAUCAUUGCCAAUGUUGAAUCAGCAAUUUACCAGCUCCCUGAGGAAGAAGCAGAGGAAGUAAGAAUGGAAACAGCAAGGAUCCUGAGAAAUGCAAAACUCCCCCCCAGCAACAUAACGAGAAAAGAAAGACAGGCCAUCAAAGAUCUCAACUCAGAUCCUGAAAUCAUCAUUCUUCCAGCUGACAAGGGGAAUGCCACAGUAAUCAUGGAAACAAAACAAUACAAAGAAAAAAUCAGACAACUUCUAGAUCCCACAAUUUACAAGAAACUGAAACAAGACCCCACUAACAAAAUCACCAGAAAAACGAACACUCUAAUCAAGAACUCCUCCAUUAACUUUGACAUACGCCAACAGCUGUGCAAAUCAGAAGCCCUCCCACCCAGGCUUUACGGACUCCCCAAAAUCCACAAGGACUCCAUCCCACUCAGACCCAUUGUAAGUGCCAUUGGAUCGCCGACUUACAACCUGGCAAAAUUUCUGGCUACACAGCUACAAACCCACAUUGGGCUCACUGCACAUUAUAUCAAGGACUCUACACACUUUAUAGAAAAGAUCAGCAACCUCAAUCUAAGCACCAAGGACAUCCUGAUCAGCUUUGAUGUGGUGUCCCUUUUUACCAAAGUCCCAGUAGCUGACACCCUCACACUAAUCAAACAAAACUUCCCAGAAGACAUCACAGCCCUGUUUCACCAUUGCCUCACCACUAGCUACUUUCAGUGGGACACUGGAUUCUAUGAACAGAAGGAUGGAGUGGCCAUGGGGAGCCCUCUCAGCCCAGUAGUAGCAAAUUUCUAUAUGGAAUACUUUGAAAAACAGGCCCUAGAAACAGCACCAAAAAAGCCAACUGUUUGGUUCAGAUACGUAGAUGACACCUUCACAAUUUGGAGCCAUGGAGAGGAAGAACUCAGCAAGUUCCUGGACCAUCUUAACAGCAUCCACCCAAACAUCCAAUUCACCAUGGAAAAAGAAAAGGAAGGAAAACUGCCAUUUCUAGAUGUUCUGGUCAUCCGCAAACCCAAUCAACAAUUGGGCCACACAGUUUACAGAAAACCUACACACACAGAUAGAUACCUUCAUAAAAACUCCAACCAUCACCCAAGUCAAAAAAGGAGCACAAUCAAAGCCCUGACAGACCGUGCACAAAGAAUCUGCGAACCUCACCUCCUCCAAGGUGAACUCAACCACCUAAACUGGGCUCUACAGGCCAAUGGAUACUCCACCACAGACAUCAGAAGAGCUGCAAGGCCAAGAACAAGCCAGGAGAGUCAAGACAAAGAUCCACCCAGAGGAAAGGUGUUCUUACCAUACAUCAAGGGAACUACUGACCGCAUAGGGAAGCUGAUGAAGAAGCACAACCUACAAACUAUCUACAGACCCACGAAGAAAAUCCAACAAAUGCUACGGUCAGCGAAGGACAAGAGGGAUCCUCUCUCUUCUGCAGGAGUCUACCGGAUACCAUGCAGCUGUGGACAAGUCUACAUAGGGACCACCAAACGCAGCGCCCAAACAAGAGUCAAAGAACAUGAAAGGCACUGCAGACUAAUUCAACCAGAGAAAUCAGCCAUAGCAGAGCAUUUGAUGAACCAGCCUGGACACAGAAUACUAUUUGAGAACACAAAAAUGCUGGACCAUUCUAACAACUAUCAUGUCAGACUACACAGAGAAGCCAUUGAAAUCCACAAGCAUGUGGACAACUUCAACAGAAAGGAAGAAACCAUGAAAAUGAACAAAAUCUGGCUACCAGUAUUACAAAACUCAAAAAUCAGAACAGUAAAUAAAAAGCAAUACUCGAAAAACAGAGGGUUUCCAGACAUGAAUCAACCAAGGGCAGUUAACGACUCUAAACAAAGGAUGCCCCAGAGGCAGGAAGAAGACAGCAGAUAAGCUUUUC